Messenger RNA from Fusarium verticillioides 7600, 738 nucleotides. RefSeq lists its product as hypothetical. Bases 1 to 738 code for a protein of 245 amino acids. The record is from RefSeq and is a predicted model, not a curated record. Lineage: Eukaryota; Fungi; Ascomycota; Sordariomycetes; Hypocreales; Nectriaceae. The transcript has 2 exons.
AUGGAGGAUGGUAUCUCUGAAGGUUACAGGCCAGACCCCCCAGGCAACAUCGAAUUGAUAUGGCGCAAAAGCCAUACCCCGAUCUUAGAUCUCUAUCCCUACCCGAACAACAAGAGCCCUAUCGUCCCAUCAACAUCACAUCUAGAUGAAGACUGGCUUUCGGCCACCAGCAGAGUACGCAUCUUUAAGACCCUCAGCAGCAGCCCCAACAUCCAGGGCUACAAGGCCGAACACAUCCAAUUCUUCUUCUGGACUGCUCUUGACCGAUCAAACCGCCGCUAUAAAGACAUCCACGAUCCUAACGCACAACUCUGGGAGUUCCACGACAUGCACGCCCAUGAAGAUGGUCUUUGGCGCGAUGUACUUCUCAGUUCGCCCUGGUUUGACUGCCCUAUCUUUGAUGACUUGUUGCACAAGCCACAAAUAAGGAAUGACCCGAGAGGGAAGAAGCACGGAAAAGUUCGUAUGGUGAAGAGAAAUCCGCAUUUUGUGGAGUUGGAGGACGAGUUCUUGGAGAGAUGGUGGUUCAAGGCAGCGAAGUUGAAGUUGAGGAGGUUUGACAAUGGGGAUGCGGUGCUACCCAUCACGGAACAGAGUUACAGAGAGAUGUACGGGGAGAAGGCGAUGGAAUGGGAUAUUGAGGAGGAAGAUGAUGAGAGUGAUGAAGAGACUGAGAUCGCCACUGGUGAGGAUAUGCAGAGAGAAGACGAAGACGCUGAUGAUGAAGAGUCUAUCUGA